UGGGACUUUUAUUUUCCAUCGCUGGAGAGAAGGCUAGACCGAAUGUGUUUCACAAAGAACAUGUUUACAGUUUAGCAAGUGAUCGCUUUGUUGGGCGCUAGGAUGAUAGAGGUGUAAAGUAUGUUUAUGUUACCUUUCAGACUUGGAAAUUCGCCACCUGGUCCCAAGUUAACAUCUGUCAAGUUGCUUCUCCGGGAGAACUCUUCCCUAAAGAGCCAUGGCCCUUUCCACUUGUAACCUGUCCUGCGUGGUUGCAGUACUAAUCUGCUGGAGUGGAGCUUCUACAUUUGCCUUUCCCCUAAACAUUACAAUGGAAAUGAGUGGUGAUGGUGCAGAACCAGAGCUUUUCCCUGCAGUGCUUACCACUCACAUCCCUGUUUCAGUUGCUCCAACCCAAAAGGUCAGCACUAUCACCACUACUAUCAUUCGCCUAAAGGACUUUGUCUUCAACCAAGUGGUGGAUGUCUUGAAGGAGAAUCUGCUGCUAUUUACGGUGGUGACCUCUCUCCUCAUUGUCAUUAUCUUCAUUGUGUGUUGUGCCUCUGCCAUGAGUCACAAGCGCAAACUGGACACCUUCUAUCCCCCCACCAAAAAAUACCUCCCCAGGACAUACAUGGACCAUGGGGCCCAUUCAAAAGAUCCUUAUCCUGGGCCGGUGCCCCAAACAACCACGGCCAUGUCCAAGAACCUACGCACACCAUCUAAAGCACUUGUGGGGGCCAAAGAGGGCAAAGAACCAAGACCCAAGCCACUGGAGGGUCCAGUAAUGCAGGAGUUUGAGGAGGUAGAAGUAGAAAUGCAGAAGGAUGAGCCAAAACUGCAAUCAGAAAAAAAAAGCCCUAGUCAAAGUACAAGCCAACCUGUGGUGUGUACCUGCCACCUCAAGAGGGCCAGUCCCCCAGCUGAGUGAGAAAGUGAGAUUGACAGCUAGUGAUAAUAUUGUUUUCCAGGGAAAAGAACUUAACUGUUCAUAAUAAUAAUUAAUAAUUUGUCAUAAUAAUUCUACUGUUACAUUUUCCUGAUUUCUAGAUAUUUUUCUCUAUGCAAUUCUUUGACACAAUGUUUAAUACUAAUUUUAAUUAAAUAUGAUUGCUUCCUGUUUAGGAAAGUUUAUUAUUAAUAGGUUAUUACAUAAUAUUAAAGGAAGUAUGUGAGCACUUGCAUAUCUCUGCUGGGCAUAAAUUAACCUGGAUCAAUUUCAUUAUGAAAUUGAUAUGAUUUCAAGAAUCAAAAUUUGUUUCAAGUCUAUUAUAGUCUAUGCAAACAAACUCAGGCCAUGUUACAUAAUAUAUGAUCACUGAACCAGCCUUGUCAUAAAUGCACACUGGUCACUGUGCUGAUGUAUUAAAUCCAUUAUUAUUAGUGAUUGCAUAAAAUGGAAUAAUAUGUUAUAGUCAUCUGUAAUGUAACAUAUAAUGGUUUUGCUAUCUUUAAGUAGAAAAAAUGACCAUACCAAUAAAAGCCAAAAUAAACUAACUAUAAUAACUUGACAGAUGUAUUUGUUUGAUGUAUGUUGAUAUACUGUAUUUGCCCUGAAUAAAAUUAAACAUUUUGCAUGGAAAAGGCAGGCAAUCAUUCAUUGUGCAAAAAAAUAAACCAACCAAACCA
This is a messenger RNA of Alosa sapidissima (American shad), 1608 nucleotides long. RefSeq names its product transmembrane protein 119a (gene tmem119a). The record is from RefSeq and is a predicted model, not a curated record. Gene Ontology annotation, cellular component: plasma membrane. The coding region runs from base 218 to 910 and encodes 230 amino acids. Gene Ontology annotation, biological process: positive regulation of osteoblast proliferation; positive regulation of bone mineralization; positive regulation of osteoblast differentiation. NCBI's taxonomy places the organism in Eukaryota, Metazoa, Chordata, Actinopteri, Clupeiformes, Clupeidae. The transcript has 3 exons.